GUCAUGAAUAUGGUGAUGACGAUGACGACCCCACUACAACAGAUGUUGCCCUUCAUGUUCAAUGUUCAACGAGCAGCAGUCAUGCGUCGUCGUAUCGGCAAUUCAAACAUCUAAUUUCGAGUGAGCUGUGCAGUUCGCGGGGGCACUUGUAUCAACAUAGCUAGAUUGAUGCUAGAAUGUAUAAAAACUACGAUGGCGAUUCCAAACAUGCCUAUUCUACUCUGAACACUUCGGCAAGAUGACUUCGUGGAUCACGUCAAUUCUGGUGACUUUGGCCGUACUUGUUCUAGCCCCGACGGAGUCAGACGCCUUCGGAUGGAGCUGGUUCUGGCCCAGACGAACCACCACUACCACGACAGCAUCCACCGGAACUACUUCAGGGACAUCCGGAUCCAACGCGGUCCCUUCCGUGUACAACAUAUCCAUCGGAAAUCGCGAGAACACCAACGCCAGCUUGGACUACGGAACGAUGAUCACCAACUUGCAGAUCAACCUGGCGCGGUUCAACGGAAGUUCUGUCCUACACGGCGAUGCCACCGAGAACCGGCUGAACGAAGUGAUCUACACCGUAGUGGACGGCUAUCGGAACCGUUCGGAGGCAGUUGUCAAUAGUCGUCUGGCGUGGAUCGACGAAGCCCUGCUGGACAUUGUUGUGUACGGCAGGCAGUUGCGUCAGGAGGGGAAUCAGCGUUGGCUGAAGGAAUUUCCGGAACAUGUUCGCGGAAGUGUUGCGCAACUGAACGAAACGGUCCGGAAUUGUCUGGAGCGAGAGGUGGAAGUCGAGGAACUGAUCCAAGCGGUGCAUAACCGUAGCAGAAAUGGAUGCUUGGAGAGCAGACUUCAGAAAUUGUUCGAACUCCGUGAGGCGGCCAAGAACAACCUAACGGAGUUUCUUGCCAGCAGUGGGGACAUCGAGGACCGAUUGGAAACGUGCGUGAGUCCGGACUUUGACGAUGCGCUGGACAACGUCUUCCAAGAAGCCUGUAUUUCAUCGAUCCUCCUGGAGUUGGAAAUGGAAGCACUCAAGCUGGGAUUCACCGUCAGUAGGUUAACGGCUGCCAUGGAACCUGCUCUGGGCCAAGCCAAGGCCGGAUUUUUGGAGUGUGUGGCCGAUCUGGCUUGGUAUGCCUUCGACGCUUCGCUAAGCCUUCGCCAGUGGAUUAAUAGGUGUUCCGGGGAUGCAUAGAUCGUAUGGUUUAUUCUAUCACAUAAAAAACUGUCAAACAAUACAAGCAGUAUGCAUAAUAUUGACGAAUGUCAUCAAAUUUCUUUGUCUGGCAUCCGAACUUAUCCGCCUUUGCAUCAUGAUUUGAACCACGGACAUGUCAAAAGUUUGAAACAGAAUUACAAAAAUGCGUAUAAACCAGAAAAAAAUGUACAGCAAAUCGUUGAAACCAUAACAUGAAAGGUAACAGUUACCGUUAGUUUUAGCAUUCAAAUUAGAAGAUAGUUAAUUUUAUGGUGAAAUAUCAAAUAGAAUUUGAAAACGCAAUGUUUGAAAUUAAUCAUAAUUUCACCAUUCUGUAUAUCAUUAGACAGAAAGAAUUGUACUCCAUGUUUAAUUCACCAGGAAUUCGCUGGGCUAUGGACGACUAUCAUAGACACGUUUUACAAUAAUAAUUACAAAUCGUAAUACAAAUGGUAACUGUGGCUAAUGGUAUGCGAUAAAUGGAAUUAAGCUAUAUCAAAAAACUCUCUAGUCAAAUUAGAGAUUAGAGUAAAC
This is a messenger RNA of Aedes albopictus (Asian tiger mosquito), 1723 nucleotides long. RefSeq lists its product as uncharacterized. The record is from RefSeq and is a predicted model, not a curated record. The coding region runs from base 239 to 1186 and encodes 315 amino acids. The transcript has 2 exons. NCBI's taxonomy places the organism in Eukaryota, Metazoa, Arthropoda, Insecta, Diptera, Culicidae.